AACGAUGAUGAGUAUAGUGCUUUGAUGCCCGGCAUGAAAGACUUUGUUUCAGUUCGAAAUGAUGAUGGUAAUCGGGUACACGUCCAAAAACGGCUUGUUCUGUCUAAUUUAAAGAACUUUACCAAUGUUUCCGUGAAAUAAACCCUGCAGAGAAAGUUGGAUUUUCGAAAUUUGCUUCGUUACGGCCGAAACAUUGUGUGUUAGCAGGAGCAAGUGGAACGCAUACUAUCUGUGUAUGUACUAUCCAUCAAAACUUUAAGUUGAUGAUGCUUGGUGCAAAUGUUCAUUCUUUAACGAGAAAUACAGAAAAGUCGUUGAAACACUAUAAUGAUUGCUUGGACAUGAUAAUAUGUGAGACUCCAACAGAAAAAUGUUAUUUGGGUGGAUGUAACAAGUGUCCAGGGGUAGAUGAGUUGAGUAACAUUUUACUGACAUGUUUUGAAAAUCAGGAAAUCGAGAAUGUCACGUACAAGCGUUGGGUAUCAAAACCAAGGUGCAGUUUAGAAACUUUUAUACAGCCUACAGAAGAAUUUAUUGAAAACCUUUGUAGUGAAUUGAAAGUUCUUCUACCUCACUCAUUCAUUGCAAAAGAACAAGCUAAGUUUCUAAAAACAUUAAAGGAAACACUAAAACCAAAUGAAUAUGUCAUUAUUUGUGAUUUUGCAGAGAAUUAUGCGUUCGUAGUACAAAAUGCAGCAUCUGGUUUUCACUGGAAUAAUGAUCAGGCGACAGUUUUUCCGUUUAAAAACUUUAAAAAUUUUGUUAAUUUGUACUACCAUGAAGAUGAUUUUGAUAUUCCUGCUGAAUGGCAUUUUUGCAACUGCCCAUGGCAAAGGUCCGUGUGA
Cotesia glomerata is the source of this 845-nucleotide messenger RNA. RefSeq lists its product as uncharacterized. The transcript is spliced from 3 exons. Lineage: Eukaryota; Metazoa; Arthropoda; Insecta; Hymenoptera; Braconidae. The record is from RefSeq and is a predicted model, not a curated record. The coding region runs from base 264 to 845 and encodes 193 amino acids.